This is a messenger RNA of Notodromas monacha, 777 nucleotides long. The record is from the annotation of a GenBank genome assembly. Lineage: Eukaryota; Metazoa; Arthropoda; Ostracoda; Podocopida; Cyprididae.
GCCCGCAGGUACGAUACACGGACGACAAUUUUUUCUCCUGAAGGGCGUUUGUAUCAAGUAGAAUAUGCCAUGGAAGCCAUUGGACAUGCCGGAACCUCACUGGGUAUUUUGGCUUCGGAUGGCAUCGUGCUUGCUGCGGAAAGACGCAAUACGAACAAGCUUCUGGAUGAAGUUUUUAUCUCCGAGAAGAUAUAUCGUCUCAAUAAGGACAUGGCAUGUAGUGUUGCCGGUAUCACAUCGGACGCCAAUGUUCUCAUAAAUGAGCUUCGUAUGAUUGCACAGCGUCAUCUUUUAUCGUAUGGUGAAUCAAUUCCCUGUGAGCAGUUGGUCACUUGGUUGUGCGAUAUCAAGCAAGCGUAUACCCAGUUCGGAGGGAAACGUCCGUUUGGUGUCUCAAUUCUGUACAUGGGCUGGGAUCAACAUUAUGGUUUCCAAUUGUAUCAGUCAGAUCCCAGCGGAAAUUAUGGUGGUUGGAAAGCUACUUGCAUUGGAAAUAAUGCACCGGCGGCAAUUUCUAUGCUGAAGCAAGACUACCAAGAUGGAAAAACCACGAUGAAAGACGCUCUCGCUUUAGCCAUGAAAGUUCUGUCCAAAACUUUGGAUUUGACGAAGCUCACACCGGAGAAAAUUGAGCUUGCCGUUUUAACCCGCGAGAAGGAUGAAACAAGUAUCCGAAUCCUUGGUUCCAAAGAAGUUGAAGAACUGAUCAAGCAGCAUGAAAAAGCCGAAGCCGAUGCCGAACGAGAGAAAAAGGAAGAGAAAGAAAAGCAAAAGUGA